AACUAACCACCCCACAAAAUGUCUUCGUUUACCAUACCUGUCAUCAACCUCGAAGUGAAAGAAGUUAAGGAAAUAGUAUGGGAGAAAAUCCAGGAACCGGUCAAUCAACGGCGCCUCGUCCUGGUCAUUGUGUCCAUUGCUCUGCUGCUGGACAAUAUGUUGUAUAUGGUGAUAGUGCCUAUAAUACCCGAUUAUCUGAGAGAAAUUGGCAGUUUCGAAGUGGAUGAGGUAACACAGGCCCCGGUACGUGACAAUCGCACUGGCCUAAUACUGCCCGUACAUCAUGAUCAUCAUGGCCAGGACUCGGCCACGGGUAUCCUCUUCGCCUCCAAGGCCAUUGUCCAGCUGAUGGUUAAUCCCUUCUCGGGUGGCCUCAUCGACAAGAUUGGCUAUGACAUCCCGAUGAUGAUCGGUCUCACGAUUAUGUUCUUCUCGACAGCUGUCUUUGCAUGCGGCAGCAGUUACAGUGUCCUGUUCUUUGCACGGUCUCUGCAAGGAGCUGGUUCAGCUUUUGCUGAUACCUCUGGCUUAGCUAUGAUUGCCGAUCGCUUUACCGAGGAGAAUGAGCGUUCUCAGGCCCUCGGCAUUGCCUUGGCCUUCAUUAGCUUUGGCUGUCUGGUGGCACCGCCAUUUGGCGGGGCACUUUAUCAGUUCGCUGGCAAGGAAGUGCCCUUCCUCAUCCUGGCCCUGGUGUGUCUAAUAGACGGCCUGAUGCUGCUGCUUGUUAUGAAGCCAGUCAAAGAACAGCUGGCCCAGAGUAGAGAAGUCAAACAGGAGACCAUUCCGAUAUGGCGUCUGCUGAUGGAUCCCUAUAUUGCAGUGUGUGCCGGCGCCCUGACAAUGUCCAAUGUGGCGCUGGCCUUCCUCGAACCCACCAUAUCGCUGUGGAUGGAGGACAACAUGACCACAGAUAACUGGAAAAUCGGUAUGGUAUGGCUGCCGGCGUUCUUCCCUCACGUACUGGGUGUGGUCAUCACGGUGAAAAUGGCACGCAAAUACCCUCAACACCAAUGGUUGAUGGCGGCCGGUGGUUUGGCCCUCGAAGGUCUCUCGUGCUUUAUUAUACCCUUCUGUAGCUCCUAUAAAAUGCUCAUGAUUCCCAUCUGUGUCAUAUGCUUCGGCAUUGCCCUCAUCGAUACUGCCCUGCUGCCCACACUGGGCUAUUUGGUGGAUGUACGCUAUGUAUCGGUAUAUGGUUCGAUUUAUGCCAUUGCCGAUAUCUCCUAUUCGAUAGCCUACGCCGUGGGUCCCAUAAUAGCGGGAGGCGUGGUUGAGGCCAUCGGUUUUACCGCAUUGAAUUUCCUCAUUGCAUUUUCGAAUUUGCUGUAUGUGCCCGUAUUACGGAAACUGCGUAAUAUUUACGACUUCAAGCCAUUCGAAAAUGAGGCUAAUAUUCUAAUGCAAGAUCCACCGAAUAAGGAGUAUCAGACGUAUGUUAUGCAGGAUCAACAGCCUGUCGAUGGUGAAUUUAAGAAUCAUCUGGAGUAUGGGCAACAAUAUCAGCAGGAGCAGGAAACGAAUUUGGAUGAGGCGGGCAAUUAUGAUUAUCAAUCGGCUCAGGGUGGGGGCUAUCAGCAACAAGGUGGCGGAGGUGGAGGAUCUGGUUAUCAGCAGGAUUCACAAUAUCAACAAUCAUAUCAGCCGGGUUAUCAGGAGCAGGGUGGCAUGGCGUAUCAACAGCAACAACAACCUAGCUCAGAUGGUAGACAUCUUCCUCAGCAAAGAAUGGCAAAUCCCUUUCAACAGCAACAGCAGCAGCAACAACAACAGCCGGCCCCCGCACCAAGUGGUCCAGCAAAUCCCUUCAGACAAGGAUUUUAAACUGUUGUCUUAUACAAAAUUAGCGGUAAUUUAUUUUUGUUUCUAUUUUAUUGAUCGUUUAGCAUUGAAAUUCCGUUAAAAAAAAAAACUAUCAUAAAAAAUAUAAAAAAACAAC
Musca vetustissima is the source of this 1936-nucleotide messenger RNA. Its product is annotated as vesicular acetylcholine transporter. The record is from RefSeq and is a predicted model, not a curated record. NCBI's taxonomy places the organism in Eukaryota, Metazoa, Arthropoda, Insecta, Diptera, Muscidae. The transcript has a single exon. Gene Ontology annotation, biological process: xenobiotic transport; chemical synaptic transmission; transmembrane transport. Gene Ontology annotation, cellular component: AP-1 adaptor complex; terminal bouton; AP-2 adaptor complex. Bases 19 to 1821 code for a protein of 600 amino acids. Gene Ontology annotation, molecular function: acetylcholine transmembrane transporter activity; xenobiotic transmembrane transporter activity.